This is a messenger RNA of Morchella importuna, 795 nucleotides long. RefSeq lists its product as uncharacterized. The record is from RefSeq and is a predicted model, not a curated record. NCBI's taxonomy places the organism in Eukaryota, Fungi, Ascomycota, Pezizomycetes, Pezizales, Morchellaceae. The coding region runs from base 1 to 795 and encodes 264 amino acids. The transcript has 3 exons.
AUGGACACAACUCCCACUCUCGCAAACGCUGUCAUGGCUAUUCAGGGAACUAACAGCUUUCCCGAUUAUGAGCAGAGACUGAUUGACGCCUUUCUCACGGCGGAAGAGAAAUUUAAAAUUCUCGAUGAUCACGGGGAGAACGAAGCUAUUCCCAGCUCCCUGGACGCGGAACCAGGUCCCUUUGUUGCAGAAGAUGAAGUUACUCCAGGCUCUAUCGAACUAGAAGUAAAGGAAGGACCAUGGCUUGCAAAGGUUGGGCCAGCUUCUUGCAGUUUCAAGGAGCAAGCAGAGGAUACGGACGCUCAUGUGGGCAGGAUUGAUUUGGUAGUUCAGAAAGAUGCUCUCACAAGCAGUUCCAGCGCAGUGACACAGCUUGGACAAGCGCAACCUUCGGUCAAUAGCGAAACACCGCACCCUUCGCAAGCUAAUAAUCAUAAAGCUCCAUUGAUAAUUGUCAGGUCGGUCAGAGACUACCAGAAGAGAGGGAUUGAGGAACAUGAGGUUGUUGAGGCUGCGAAGAGAAUCAGAGUGAACGAACCUCCCAUCCCUGCCUUAAGCUCCGCUGCUGCUUCGACGUGUGGGGUAAUUCUUCAACCUAUCUACACGAUGAACACCUUCCCGAGCAGACAAGUAAGGGAACAUGAACGUAUCUACCAGAGAUUUAGGACGGUGGCCUCACUGGAUCCCACCAUUUCAACGGCAGGUGAAGCUGCCAUUGACCACUGGGCGAUGGAGCAGCUGCUGGCUUUGAGUGGUGGGAUCAUCCGGCACACCCCCAAGGUUAGGGAAUAUUGA